AUGCACUCUAUCUCUCUCGCGCUAAAUCCUACAGAUGAGGAGGAGAACGUGUACGAGAGCGUGAACGUGGGCGGCGCGGAGGACGCGGAGGACGGCGCGGUGGGCGGCGCGAGCGGCGCGGUGGGCGGUGUGGGCGCGGGCGCCGCGCUGUGGUGGUGGCGCGUGGCGCCGCCGUGCCGCCGCCACGGGCGCGCGUCGCAGACGCUGGAGUUCAACGAGCGGCUGGCGCUACCGGACGCACGCGACGCGCAGGGCACGGUGCCGCGCGCGCGCCGCCUGCUGCGCGUGGUGGCGGCCCGCGGCGGCGCGGCGCUGUCGGCGUCGUGCGGCACCAUCGACGCGGCGCCGCCGUGCGUGCUGCUGCUGCCGCGCUGGCGCGCGCCGCCGCUGGCGCCCGCCGCCUCGCGCUCCUACCACCUGCUGCCCGAGAGCCAGCGCGCCGCGCACCAGCUGCAGCGCUACAGGGGCGCGCGGCACGCGUGCUGCGAGGCGGACGGCGAGGAGCCGGACGAGGCGGACGAGGCGGAGGAGGACGCGUGGCGCGCGCGCCGCCGCGACGACACGCACCGCCCCGACUGAGCCGCGUCACACGCCGCGUCCAUCUCAUUCUGAGAGGAGACUCGUGCUUAGUAGUGCGCCGGCGACGGGCCGAUGAUGAUGACAGUUUCUUGGCGGUGAAGUGAACAUAGCUGCUGAAGAUCGCCUACAGUGAGUGAUGUGCUGCGGUGUGCGUCGUCGUCAAAUGAACAGAAAGCAUCAGCUGUGGUCCACGCACUGUGACGACGCAUAGCGUUAGUUGCGGCGCGAUGACAGCCACGAUGUCACGAUCGCCAGCAUCCCUGAGCGUCGAUGCUGCGUCAGCCGAGCGCAACGAUUGCGGUUGUAGUAUACGCUGAUGCAGUUGUCCCGCACUCGAGCUGCAGAUCUAGUCUUUAUGAUGGAUGUAUAAGAUAAUGGCGAGCUACCAGCGUUACAUAAUUGCAAACAAAAGAUUUAAAAAAUGAAGUAUCAAAUUAGCUAACAGUGCGACCGACUUACCUGUUCCGGUGACGCGUCGCUAGUGGAGAAUUUAGUUUUGCUAUCUAUCAAACUAACCAAGAAGAAAUGAAAUAAAUUCUUUUCAACAUAGCGAAAAUUAAAUAUAGCUUAGAUAAUAAUUAAUGAUAGUGCAAUACUAGCUGAUGCCUGGAUGGAUUUUGAAAUAGCUCUAGUUCAAUGUUGCCUCAAUUUAUCUAAUCGGAGGCACUGUACCUACCUACUUACACGAUUUGAAUUUUUGAAAUUUGCCGCGACUUGAUCGAAUCAUACUUCUACUUUAGAUUCUAAUUGUAUGGUGGUAUCUAGUGAACCUCCACACGGCUGACGGCUCCCCUUUGACACCCCAAGAUAGUUACUGCGCAGGAAUCGGCGAACUUCACUAACUGUCCAGAAGAUUUACGGCGCCUAUGGUAUUUCAUCUGUGCGUACAGUAAAUUCUUUAUCCUAACAUUUAGUUCAGUUAAACAGUUUCAGUAGAACUCGAUUACAAGUACGAAUUCUAUUAAAUUCGAAAACAUCACUCAACAAGUCACGCAGACUGGUACCGUUGCUUGCAGUCGGGUGAUUUGGAAAACGAAUAUUACUGUAGAAGUUAGCACAGCGAAUAGCGAAUACCGAUUACAUUUUGUAAAAUAUGGUAUAAAAAUGAAUUUAAUUGUCAAACAUCUACAAUGAA
This is a messenger RNA of Maniola jurtina (meadow brown), 1714 nucleotides long. RefSeq lists its product as uncharacterized. The record is from RefSeq and is a predicted model, not a curated record. The transcript is spliced from 3 exons. Bases 1 to 579 code for a protein of 192 amino acids. NCBI's taxonomy places the organism in Eukaryota, Metazoa, Arthropoda, Insecta, Lepidoptera, Nymphalidae.